UGCAGACCCAUCUCAGCUCUUAAAGCAUGUUUAUCCCUAAUAACCCAAAUGGGUUUCUUAGGUUUUUUUGUCUAAAAAAAUAAAAUAAAAAGUAAACUAAUCGCGGGCCACCACGAGUCAGUGGGGUCCGCGAACAGUGUAAGAAACUCACUAAAAUCAGUUCUUAAUUAGUAGUUUUUGUAACCGAUUCUUAAAGGUUUUGUAGAGGCACAUGCACUAAGAACAUUACUAAAAACCCCGGAUAAACAUGCUCUAAAAAGUUGUCUGCACCUAACCGAUCCUCACUGUUCCACUCCACUUUCUCUUUUUUAAAACAUUAAAUAAUUAUUAGGAACUUGUUGUCUUCAUCUCUCAGAUCAUCUUGCUAAUACUCGUAUUAUAUAUAACAAAUCAAACUCAGAUCAUCUUGCUAAUACAAUUUUGAAAAUUUCACCUUAUAGAAACAUGGAGAUUUCUAAUGGAAAAUUUUAAUUAUUUUAAUAAGAAACUAAGUGAACCGAUAAUCAGUUACCAAAAUUACUCAACCGUAUAUAAAGUAUAGGCAUAUUCAUAGUUUGACUUCAAUUCUUUUUAAUCACAACAUCAUCGCUAAAAAUUGUAAGAUUUUUGUGACAUUUCAUGAGAUAGAGGCUACAUCUUUUUUUUUGUUUUAAUGAAAAACAUAUUACAUAGUUGGAUGUGUUACUGAUGAUUUUGCAACUACUUCUAACGAUCUGAGAUGAAAUCAGCGUGUGGCUUUUGAGAAUGCCAUCUGUAAUGUUUAAGAUUUUUUGUUGCCUUAAUGUUUCUGUUAUCAAGCUUUCUUAAUAUAGGAGAGAGGAAAAAAAAACAGAACAGAAAAGUUCGUACCUUUGGAAUUUCAUUAGAUCUUUUAAUUUCAUUGGAUUCAAAUCAAUUGGAUCCGAUCCAUGUUUCUGCAACUGUACGAGUCAUGUUGUGAAAGGUCUUAGCUUUUGAUCAUAUGAAACCACGAGAAGACUUCUUGCGCAAGAAUCUUUUGUUGGUAUUGAAUCUAUUUAUCUAAUGGAGGAAGCAUCAACGUCGACAUCAACACCGGUGGCUGCGAAGCCAACCGUUGUUAAGAAGACAAUGUCGAAGCAAUUUACCGGAAAACGUGAAGAUUCGCCGCUCCACUCCGCUGUAAGACGCGGAGAUUUCUCUGCGGUGAAGAAGAUUCUGAUUGAUCAUAUUGAAUCAGAGGAGGAACUAAGAGAGUUGUUGCAGAAACAGAACCAAUGCGGUGAGACCGCGCUUUACGUGGCGGCAGAGUAUGGAGACGCCGAGGUGGUUGCAGAGCUCAUCAAGUAUUAUGAUUUAGAUGAUGCAGAGACCAAAGCUAGAAAUGGGUUUGAUCCUUUCCACAUUGCUGCUAAACAAGGCGAAUUAGAGGUUUUGAGAGUACUAAUGGAAGAACAUCCGGAGCUAGCAAUGACGGUGGACUUAUCAAAUACGACAGCUCUACACACGGCAGCAGCUCAAGGACACGUGGAGGUAGUGGAGUACCUUCUUGAAGCCGCAGGGAGUAGCCUAGCGGCGAUUGCAAAGAGCAACGGCAAAACGGCUUUACACUCAGCGGCAAGGAACGGUCACGCGGAAGUAGUGAAAGCUAUAGUGGCUGUUGAACCAGACACAGCGACAAGGACCGAUAAAAAAGGUCAGACGGCACUUCACAUGGCGGUGAAAGGACAAAGCCUUGAUGUUGUCGUUGAGCUAAUGAAAGGGCAUCGGUCCUCGUUGAAUAUGGUUGAUUCUAAAGGGAACACUGCGUUACAUGUUGCUACUAGGAAAGGUCGCACUAAGAUAGUGGAAUUGCUUCUAGAGAACAACGAGACAAGCACAAAAGCGAUAAACAGAGCCGGUGAAACGCCACUCGACACGGCCGAGAAAACCGGCCACCCCCAGCUAGCCGCGGUUCUCAAAACCCGCGGCGUUCCCUCAGCUAAAUCCAUCAACAACACUACUCGCCCAAACCCGGCGCGUGAGCUCAAACAAACUGUGAGCGACAUCAAACACGAGGUUCACGACCAGCUAGAACACGCAAGAGAGACAAGGAAACGCGUUCAAGGAAUCGCCAAACGCAUAAACAAAAUGCACGUCGAGGGUCUAGACAAUGCCAUUAACUCCACCACAGUCGUCGCCGUUCUAAUCGCCACGGUCGCGUUUGCCGCUAUUUUCACCGUGCCGGGACAAUACGCUGACGAACGGAGUUCCCUCACUCCGGGACAAUCUCUUGGAGAAGCUAACAUCGCGGAUAAUCCAGCGUUUGCGAUUUUCUUUAUAUUUGAUUCCAUCGCUCUUUUUAUAUCUUUAGGGGUUGUCGUGGUUCAAACAUCGGUGGUUGCUAUUGAGCACAAGGCGAAAAAGAAUAUGAUGGCUAUCAUAAAUAAGCUGAUGUGGCUAGCUUGCGUUUUGAUAUCAGUAGCGUUUUUGGCAUUGGCGUUUGUGGUCGUUGGUGAGGACGAGAGGUGGCUAGCGGUUGGAGUAACGGUGUUUGGUGCGACGAUAAUGCUCACGACACUUGGGACUAUGUGUUAUUGGGUCAUUAGGCAUAGGAUUGAGGCUUCGAAUGUAAGAAGCGCGAGGAGAGAGUCAAUGGCAAGAACGAGACAAUCAGGAUUGAUGGAUUUUUCUGGGAUUUUGACAAAGAGAAUGUAUGCUAUUUAGUGAUCAAGAGACAAAGAGUAUGUGUUGAGUUAACGUCUCGAUCUUGAUACCGUGUGGAAUAAAUAACGAGGUUAUUUCUUGAAAUCUUUGUUUGUGUUAUUUGGUUUCGAGGUCAUCAUUACUAGUGUUAACAUUUAAAAUCAAAGUCUUCUUAUUCUAAACAGAACAUGUCAAUUAUAUAACAUUUUAAAGAAAUAGUUUAAAAAAUUUAAAAGUAAAAAUAUAUUUCAAUCGAAACAUGUUUUUGAUGCAAUUUUAUUAUAUUUGCUAGUUGAUAAGUGAAUGGCGUCACCCGCUUUCCAAAAUAACUUUUAGAAAUUAGCUUGUGUCGACAAUUUUUGUUAAUGUAUUAUAAUUUUAUUUUGUGAUAUGCUAAACCACUUUUAAAAAACUGUAACUAUAUACACUUGUCUAACACAAACUUACAUAUUCAACUAAACCAUAUAUUGAUCUUGGAAAAUUAAUAAAAUUUGUAUCAACACCAAAAAAAUUUAAUAUUAAUAUUUUAGUAGCAAACAUCUAAUUCCAAAAUCAGGUUUGAACACCGGUGUAAUACAAAAUAGUAUAGCUACUUACUUACCUAUAUAAUUUGAAGAUAAUGAUAAUAAAACUAGAUUGAAAUGGUUACAGAGAAUAGUAAGUAUCACUGAUAUGAAUGAAAUAAUCAUAUACAUCAACAAACAAAAUUCACAUGAAAUGAGUUAGUUUACAACGAUUUGACGAAUAUAUGUCAGCGUAUCUUUAUCCUAAAUAUAAUUGUGAAAGUUAAUUUUUCAAAAACAUUAUCUAAAUAGUCAAAAUGCUAAAAAUGUGACAAAGAAGCUGACUUUUGGCUCUUAUAACUCUUUUUGAACAAAGGCUGUGCAGCUCAUCUAGAUUUGUAAGCAAAGUUAUUUCUCUGUUGAUACUUACCACUUUAUGUGGCCGUAUUUGACAUACUUGAUGAUUUGGAACAAGAAAGAUGUCAUUUUAUUUAAGCAUAAACUUCUUUUGUCAACAACUUUUUCAUUGUCUAUGAAUCAUUUCUCAUCAGUAAAGAUGUGUUUGCAUUAUUGUAGACCUCAUCUCGUUUAAAUGGAGAAAUAGAAAGGUAUAUGUUCUCUUGAAAAUAUUUGGUUUAGGUUUAUUACAUCAUUUUAAUAUUAAUUUGAGUGAUACAUUCUGAGUUUAUUCGCCAAAUUGAAAAGAAAAUAGUUGAUUUUACUUUCAAAUGAUUCAUUAAUGACAAAAGUUGUUGAUUUUUAUA
Messenger RNA from Brassica napus (rape), 3910 nucleotides. RefSeq names its product ankyrin repeat-containing protein At5g02620-like. Gene Ontology annotation, cellular component: plasma membrane. The coding region runs from base 1024 to 2664 and encodes 546 amino acids. Gene Ontology annotation, molecular function: protein phosphatase regulator activity; protein phosphatase 1 binding. The record is from RefSeq and is a predicted model, not a curated record. Lineage: Eukaryota; Viridiplantae; Streptophyta; Magnoliopsida; Brassicales; Brassicaceae. The transcript is spliced from 4 exons.